AUGAACGGCGAUUCAGAGAAACCAGUUUUAUUCUUUGACAUUGAUAAUUGCUUGUAUUCACGCAAUUACAAAGUCCUUGAGCUCAUGUCAAAUCUCAUCGACUCUUACUUCAAAACUCAUCUCGGCCUCUCGCCAGAAGAAGCUGAACGUCUUCACAAAGACUACUAUCAGCAAUAUGGUCAAGCCAUUGAAGGUCUCGUGCGCGAUUAUCAGAUUGAUGCCCUUGACUACAAUGCCAAAGUCGAUGACGCGCUUCCACUCGACGAUCUCAUCAAACCCAACCCUCAAUUGCGAAAGUUCCUUGAAGACAUUGAUACAUCAAAAGUCAGACUUUGGCUUUUGACUAAUGCUUAUGUCAAUCAUGGGAAAAGAGUCGUUAAGUUGUUGGGCGUCAAUGAUUUGUUCGAGGGUUUGACGUACUGCGAUUAUACACAGGUGCCAUUUGUUUGUAAACCACAAAAGGAAAUGUUUAUGAAGGCCAUGAGAGAAGCAGGAGUUUCUGAAAUUUCCAAGUGUUAUUUCGUCGCAGAUGAUUCGCAUAAGAACUGUGUUGGAGCACAAAAAGCUGGCUGGACAGCUGUUCAUUAUGUCGAAGACGGAUUUCCUUUGCCUGAUACACCAGCGUCGCAGCAUCAGAUCCGCAGUCUUGAAGAGCUGCGAUCGCUUUAUCCUGAGUUUUUUAAGAUUGGGUAG
Molecule: messenger RNA, 693 nt
Organism: Fusarium venenatum
Lineage: Eukaryota; Fungi; Ascomycota; Sordariomycetes; Hypocreales; Nectriaceae
Source: RefSeq, a predicted model, not a curated record